Molecule: messenger RNA, 2261 nt
Organism: Panthera uncia (snow leopard)
Lineage: Eukaryota; Metazoa; Chordata; Mammalia; Carnivora; Felidae
Product: 60S ribosomal protein L10-like
Exons: 1
Coding region: 595-1161 (188 amino acids)
Biological process (GO): ribosomal large subunit assembly; translation
Cellular component (GO): ribosome; cytosolic large ribosomal subunit
Molecular function (GO): structural constituent of ribosome
Source: RefSeq, a predicted model, not a curated record
UCGAACUCAGGGACCGCAAGAUCAUGACCUGAGCUGAAGUCAGACGCUUAACCGACUGAGCCACCCAGGCGCUCCUAUCAUAGGGAGAUUUUUAACAGAUGUCUCUUAGUAACUGAUACACCAAACAGACAAAAACUCAACAUGGAUACAGUAGAUUUGAACAAUGCAAUAAAUAAACUUGACCUUAUUUACAUACCUUAUACUCAGCAAAUGUAAAAUUCAUACCAAAUGCCAAGCCAGUUAACCAAAUGAUGAAUCUAAAAGAAACCUUAAAAAAUAUCAAAAAGUAAAAUUAUACAGAGCACAUUUUCUGACAACAUUGCAGUUAGGAUAGAAAUCAAUAAUGAAACAAGAUAAUAUUAAAAAUUUUAUAUUUGAAAAGUAAUAAACUUUUAAGUAAUUCAAACACUAAGAGAAUGAAUACAAAUGAAAAUUAGGAGAUAUUUUUCUUUGAAUUAUAGUGAAAGUUCAACGUAUCAAAACUUUUAGAAUACAGCUAUAGACAUACUUAAAUGCUGUUAUUAGGAGUAAACAGCUGAAAAUAACCUCUUUUCCUUUGGCUUGCCACUGGGCCAUGGGCCCAGUGGUAUUGCCAUGGGCCACCACCCACCCCGGUGUUACUGGUAUUGUAAGAACAAGCGGUGUCCAAAGUCUUGUUUCUGCAGAGGUGUGCCUGAUGCCAAGGUCCGCAUCUUUGACCUUGGGCAGAAGAAGGCAGAAGUGGAGCAGUUCCCACUGUGUAGCCACACAGUGCCAGAGGAAUACGAGCAGCUCUCCUCUGAAGCCCUGGAGGCUGUCCGUAUGUGUGCUAACAAGUACAUGGUGAAAAGCUGUGGCAAAGAUGGUUUUUGCAUCCAAAUGUGGUUCCAUCCCUUCCACGUCAUCCUUAUCAACAAGAUGUUGUCCUGUGCUGGAGCUGACAGGCUCCAGACAGGUGUGUGGGGUGCCUUUGGAAAGCCCCAGGGCACAGUGGCCAGGGUCCACAUUGGCCAAGUCAUCAUGUCCACCAGUACCAAGGUACAGAACAAGGAGCAUAUGAUUGAGACGCUAUGCAGGGCCAAGUUCAAGUUCCUUGGCUGCCCGAAGAUUCACAUUUCCAAGAAGUGGGGCUUUACUAAGUUUAAUGUGAAUGAAUUUGAAGACAUGAUGGCUGAAAAGUAGCUUAUCCCAGAUAGCUAUGGCUUUGGUCAAAUACAUCCCUAAUUGUGGCCCCUUGGACAAAUGGUAGGCUCUGCAGUCAUGAGAACCUUGACACUGCCCGCUCCUUAUUCACGCCCACAAUAAACCCUGCUUCCUGUCAAAGAAAAAAAAAAGCUGAAAAUAAAUCAUCCAAGUAUCCAUUUCCACUAGUUAAAAAAAUUAGGCUGAGGCAACAGGCACAUGAAAAGAUGCUCAACGUCACACCUCAUCAGGGAAAUACAAAUCAAAACCACACUCAGAUAUCACCUCACGCCAGUCAGAGUGGCUAAAAUGAACCAAAUAAGGAGACUAUAGAUGCUGGAGAGGAUGUGGAGAAACGGGAACCUUCUUGCACUGUUGGUGGGAAUACAAACUGGUGCAGCCACUCUGGAAAACAGUGUGGAGGUUCCUCAAAAAGUUAAAAAUAGAUCUACCCUAUGACCCAGCAAUAGCACUGCUAGGAAUUUACCCGAGGGAUACAGGAGUGCUGAUGCAUAGGGGCACUUGUACCCCAAUGUUUAUAGCAGCACUUUCAACAAUAGCCAAAUUAUGGAAAGAGCCUAAAUGUCCAUCCACUGAUGAAUGGAUAAAGAAGUUGUGGUUUAGGGGCUCCUGGGUGGCUCAGUCGGUUAAGCAACCGACUUCAGCUCAGGUCAUGAUCUCGCAGUUUGUGAGUUCAAGCCCUGCGUUGGGCUCUGUGCUGAGAGCUCAGAGCCUGGAGCCUGUUUCAGAUUCUGUGUCUCCCCCUCUCUCUACCCCUCCCCUGCUCACGCUCUGUGUCUCUCUGUCUCUCAAUAAUAAAUGAGUGUUAAAAAAUUUUUUUUAAAUAGUUGUGGUUUAUAUCUACAAUGGAAUACUACUUGGCAAUGAGAAAGAAUGAAAUACAGCCUUUGUAGCAAUGUGGAUGGAACUGGAGAGUGUUAUGCUAAGUGAAAUAAGUCAUACAGAGAAAGACAGAUACCAUAUGUUUUCACUCUUAUGUGGAUCCUGAGAAACUUAACAGAAGACCAUGGGGGAGGGGAAGGAAAAAAAAAGUUGGAGAGGAAGGGAGCCAAACCAUAAGAAACUCUUAAAAACUGAGA